AUGCCUCGCCAACGCCAUGUCCGCCAGCGAGCCGGUCACCACGUCGAGAGGCGCAACGCCAGGCGCGGCGGGUGCGGCGUAGGCGGCGGCGGAGGCGGCGGUGGUGUCAUGGCUGCGCCGACGGCGGAGGCGGCGGCGGCGGCGGUGGCGGCGGAGGCGCCCAAGGCGGCGACGGCGACGGCGGUGACGUCGGAGUGGUCGACGACGCAGGUCCGGUCGGCUGACGACGAGAGGCGGAUCAAGUACCCGGGGUUCGAACCAGGCACCCCGGCGGGCGCCGCGGCGGCCGAUUUCGUCCGGAGGGCGUCCACCAGCCCGGACCCCAACUUCCGGCCGGCCAUCAAGUGGCCGGACCUAGGCGUGCAGGUGUUCCUGCACGUUUCCGCCCUCUACGGCCUCCUGCUGGCGCUCACCACCGCCAAGCUGGUCACCGUUGUGUGGGCAAUCAUAGUCCUGUAUGCUUCGGGGUUUGGUAUAACAGCAGGAGCCCACAGACUGUGGUCACAUCGUGCCUAUAAAGCCAAAUGGCCACUAAAAUUGCUAUUGGUCUUUCUUUUUACCAUUGCAGGCCAGCGGCAUGUUUAUCAAUGGGCAUUGGAUCAUCGUAUACACCACAAAUUCAGUGAAACUGACGCAGAUCCUCACAAUGCAAAGAGAGGGUUCUUCUUUAGUCAUGUAGGCUGGCUUGUGUUAGAACCCCAUCCUGAUGUGGUUGCCAAACGUUCCCAGGUUGAUAUGAGUGAUUUGGAGUCUGAUCCAAUAAUCAUGUGGCAUAAGAAAUUGUAUGUUCCCCUAUUUGCUCUGCUGGUGAUUAUUCUUCCUGUGUGGGUGCCAUGCCAUUUCUGGGAUGAAUCUCUUUGGACCUCCUUUUUUGUGGCAUUCAGCUGUCGUUUCUGCAUAACCCUACAUAUUGCCUUUUUUGUCAAUAGUGUUGCACAUAUGUGGGGAAACAGGCCAUAUGAUAAAAACAUUAGCCCAGUUGAAAACUUUGCUGUAUCCAUGGCUGCCCUAGGAGAAGGCUGGCAUAAUUACCAUCACGUAUUUCCAUAUGACUACAAAACGGCUGAACUGGGAAACUACACAUUAAAUUUAACCACAGCUUUCAUCGACUUUUUUUGUUGGCUCGGCUGGGCUUAUGAUGCAAAGUCUGUUUCAGAAAAUAUGGUCAAACGACGUGUUUUGCGAUCAGGUGAUGGCAGCCACAACUUAUGGGGAUGGGGAGAUAAGGAUAUUUCUGAAGAUGAUAGGCUAGAAUUACAAAGCUUAGAAAGAAAGGAAAAAUCCCAAUAGAUUUUGUAUUGUUUAUAAAUGUAAUCACUGUUGUAAUAGAUUGUAUACAAUAGUUGUAUAUUAAUUGUUGGAAUGAAAAAUGUUGUAUUCUUGUAUACUAAAUGAAUAGAAUAUCUCGAUAUAAAAGAACUACUACCUUUAUUUAUAUUAUAAUAUUGUUUAUUGUCAGGAAAAUGGAUUGCCCAAUUCUGAAUUGUUUGUUAAAUCUAAAUAUUGAAUCCAAAGAAAAAUGUUUAAUUAUUCAUGUAAAGCUUAAAAAUACAAUGCAAAAUAAUGUUAAUUAUUCCUUUCUGUGUUCAAUGUGUUCAUCUCAUCAUCUAUUUAGCUGUAUCACACACUGGCAAGCUUUCUUUCAAAAUGAUAGAUGUACAGAUAUUUUGAGUUUUGCUAUUAGUAUGCCAAUGUAUUGAAUUGCAAUGCAAUUAUUUGUGUAAUGAUAGUAAUAUUGUAUACCAGUAUUCUUAACAAAAUGUAAUAUUGCUUUUGAAGUAUGAUGUACAAGUGCCUCCUAAAAGAAGUUAUGUAUUUAGAAGUUCGUAUUGAUAACUUAUUUUUACAUGUCAAAUCUAUUUUUCCCUUCCAUUCAAUCAUUUAUAUACUAUGUUAAGUAUUUCCUACUUUGUGUGUGUGUGUGAGUGUGUAUAUUUUGUAGGAAAUCACUAUCACAAUUGCAUUAACACUUUGCAAACUAUUUAUGAAUAUAAAUUAUUUGCACUCUGCUAUAAUAUAAUUAUUUUGUAAUUGUUAUUAAAUAUCUAAGUAUCGUCACAAUGACUAAACUCAAUUUAUUGUUCAUAAUAAUUUUAUUUUUAAAUUUGAUUCUAAAUCAGAAUAGAUUUUGUUAGCAUAUUUCAUAUUAAAAAUUUAAAUAUGAAGUGACAAGGUACAUCCA
Molecule: messenger RNA, 2182 nt
Organism: Gryllus bimaculatus (two-spotted cricket)
Lineage: Eukaryota; Metazoa; Arthropoda; Insecta; Orthoptera; Gryllidae
Source: the annotation of a GenBank genome assembly